Molecule: messenger RNA, 1723 nt
Organism: Trichophyton rubrum CBS 118892
Lineage: Eukaryota; Fungi; Ascomycota; Eurotiomycetes; Onygenales; Arthrodermataceae
Exons: 3
Coding region: 1-1635 (544 amino acids)
Source: RefSeq, a predicted model, not a curated record
AUGCACCGUCCGGGGCCUCUGUUGCGGCAGGACUCUUCUUCGCGGCCGCUGCCCCAGGCCAUCCCGAACCCUCGCCAGGCCAGCAACGGGCGGACGCACUCACACUCCGUCUCCCUGGGCGCCCUCAACUACAACCACCGCGUUACCCGGCGGAAGAGCAUGACCUCGUCCGCCGCCAACAGCAACAAUGCUGCCGCUGCUGCCGCGGCCGCCGUGAUCAGCGAGUCUGGCGCCAGCGCCGGAGCGCCCAUACACACCUCCCACCACCGCCGUGGUCUCUCGCUGCGGCGGGCAGCCGGCCUCGAGUCGACCUCCGCUGGCUCCUCGUCCCCGUUCGGGCCCUCCUCCCAUGCUGCCAGGAACGGCAUGGCUGCAGUCGAUCGCAAGCCAGUGCCGGGGUCCCUGAACAGCAGCAGUGCGGUCUCUGAAGAGCUCUCCGCCGGGACGGGGAACGCUGGCAGGCCGAUCAGCAUCAAGCACAGGAGCAGGCGGGCCAGCGAGGGCUCGCAUCUCAUGAAGGGAGAAGGAAAGAGGUCGCUCGUCGAGCUCAAGUGUGACCGCUGUGGGAAGGGGUAUAAGCAUAGCAGCUGCUUGACCAAGCAUAUGUGGGAACACGAUCCGGCAUGGGCAGUGACAUCAAAGCUCCUCAUAUCGAAACACCAGCAGGUCCAGCUGCUCGAAGCCGCCAGCGUCCUUGUCACGCUCAACGAACCCGUCUCAGAGGAGCAGGCUGCUGCCCGUGCUGCUGCUGCCAGCGGGAGCGGCGACUCGGACCGUUCGUCAACCUCUCCGACUGUGUCUGGCAUUUCCGAGCUCCGUGACGGCCUCAGCUCGACCGAGACCACGCCGCCCCCUACCGGUGACGACGGCGCCUUGUCCAAAUCAUCCAACGACCCUUACCGCUACCCCAGCAGCCAUAGCAGCUAUAAUCAUAAUUAUAAUCACUCCUUCUCCCAGUCCCUCCAGUCCAUCCCUUCUGCCUCCUUCGCCAGCGCAAGCAGCGUUCCUUCUUACUCGCCUGCACACUCUCACUUCCGCCAUUCCAGCACAGAUACCAGACCUUCCACUGCAGACACCAACGGUGUCCUCGACGACGACGCUGCCGGUCUUGCAGCCGCAAUCGAACUCUGCAAUUUUGGUACCCCCAGAUCAGGGCCCAUGGCCAUUCUCGAGGAUGUUCCCCCAGUUCCUCCUCUUCCAGCUCGGUUCUUGGGCCAGAGCGUCGGCAGCACAAUGGCAAUGGCCAACAACCAUUCCAAUGGCUACUUUGGAGACAACAGUACCGUCUCCGGCCCUUCUAGCAGCAUAAACGUCUCAAAUAACAGCGGCAGCAGUGUCUCAGGGGCGACUAUAACUGGAAACUUGGCCGCAUCCACACCAAACAUCUUUGACACCCUUCCCAUGGCCACACACGCGCCUAUAUCAUACCGUGUCUCAGAUGAACGAGACGUCAAGAUGGCCGACAUAAAGCCCGACACCAUCACCCAGCAUUCCAACCUACGGAACGACAGCACCAGUCCGGCCAAUCCUCAGCACUCACGCUCUCGAGAUGACGAGUCAGACCGCGGCUCGCCAUCUUCCGUCGUACACAUGGAUGACGAUGACGAUGGCGUCUUCGGCCACAUGGAAGAGUGAGAUUACCCGACUCAACUGCCAUCUCCUAUAUUUUUCUUGUCUUAAACCCUUCCUACCUCUUUCUUCUAUCACCAUAUUAUUUUGGAUC